Molecule: messenger RNA, 7286 nt
Organism: Pseudophryne corroboree (corroboree frog)
Lineage: Eukaryota; Metazoa; Chordata; Amphibia; Anura; Myobatrachidae
Gene: FGF14
Product: fibroblast growth factor 14
Exons: 5
Coding region: 1423-2166 (247 amino acids)
Biological process (GO): regulation of voltage-gated sodium channel activity
Cellular component (GO): cytoplasm; nucleus
Molecular function (GO): sodium channel regulator activity; growth factor activity
Source: RefSeq, a predicted model, not a curated record
CAGAGGCGUCUAGGGAUGACGAUCCUGUGGAUUUGAUCUGCUAAACUUGCCAGUUUUACAUCUGCUGCUGUGCAAUGCCUCACAUCCUGUCAUCCUCCAUUCAAAGCGACCAUCUCUUGUCUGUUAUCACACAUUAGUUUAUUGCGAGCAGGAUGAUCGAAGGGUGAAUUCCUGAUGCUGCAUUGCUGCUUCUCUCCUUAUUUCCUUGUUUUUUCUUUUGGAUAUAUUUUCCCAUUUCUUUCUACUGUCACUACAGGAAGUCAGUCUCUCCUGUGCAUCAGGGAUGUUUAUUUAACUUUACAGUGGAGAUGUGGAGAUUUUUGCUAGCUUCCAGCUAUUCCGGACACUUGUUUCUGCAAUGAAAGGAAAACAGGAACAUAGGAGGCAGUUUGGCUUCUGGUGGAAAUAUCUCUAGUCUUUCUCUGAGAGCAGUAAAAGCAAUCCAGCCAGAAGAUUGCUGUUAAGCGUGCUUAAUUUCUGGUGAGAAAGGCAUCACGGCUAAGAACACCAACUGAGCAAGGAGCUUGGAUCUCUUAUAAACUAGCAAUUUCUCAAGAAAAUUGCACAAAGCUGUGCUGUUUUUUUGUAAGAAAGGGGUGGAGAGAAGAGGAGGGGAAUGAUUUGAUUACAGAACGUGCAGGAUAGAAGAAUGCCUCCUGAUGCUGUUUCACAUGCAGUGCUUCUUGGUGCCUGAAAUGAUAGAGAAUAAAGAAGUAUGGACUUGCAGAGAUGCAGGAGAGCCAUCAUUUCAAGGCUAUUGAAUCGAAUGCUUUAGCUUUUGUUUACCUGCUGCCUGUGACCAUGCGAAUGCCAGAGAAAAGCCUGCCUCCCCAUUCUAUUCCUCCGCCUACUCCUUCCUCCUCUCUUUAACCAUCUUCUUCAUCCUGAUUUCUCAGCUCACUUGCUAAAGGAAGCAGGCAUUGUCUGGUGUGUGGGUGGCACUUAGGAGGCAAGCUAAGCUACUCUCUCUGAGCUUUGCCCUGCCACCAAGCAUAGAUGCCAGUUCCUUCAGUGGAAGAGGUGAGAGGAAGCUGCUAAAGAAGUUCUGUUUGGAACAUGCCAACACUUUAGCUUUGUUUCUUUCAUUUACCUAUAUGUAUGUAUAAAUAUAUAUAUAUAUACUUACAUAUACUGUAUGGGUACUUCAUAUGUAUACGGCUCCUGUUGAAGGAGAGAUCUGUGGGGUGUCAUAUUCCAUUUUUUAUUGCUACCUCACCACUGGUUCUCUAAAGUGAUCCAGCAAAGGGACAAGGGAGAUGCUACACUCCCUCCAGAGGGGCUGAGCCCCUUUGCUUGGCACUCUGUGUUUUCUACAGACGGUUUAUCUGGGUUCUUACUACAGGUGGGGUGUCCCACCACAAAUUCCUGCUAGCCCCUCCCUCUGUGAGGUUCUCAGCCCGGUAAGGGUGCACGGGAGGUGGCAUGGCAGCAGCUAUCGCAAGUGGACUGAUCCGUCAAAAGCGUCAAGCAAGGGAGCAGCAUUUGGACCGUCCUUCGGCCAGCAAGAGGCGCAGCAGCCCCAGCAAAAACCGAGGCCUUUGUAAUGGCAACCUGGUGGAUAUCUUCUCCAAAGUGCGAAUCUUUGGUCUCAGGAAACGAAGGCUCAGACGGCAAGAUCCCCAGCUCAAGGGCAUAGUGACAAGGUUAUAUUGCAGGCAAGGUUACUACUUGCAAAUGCACCCAGAUGGAACUCUCGAUGGAACCAAGGAUGACAGCAGCAAUUCUACAUUAUUCAACCUCAUACCAGUGGGUCUUCGUGUUGUUGCAAUCCAGGGUGUAAAAACGGGGUUAUACAUUGCAAUGAACGGAGAAGGUUACCUGUAUACAUCAGAACUUUUUACUCUGGAAUGCAAGUUUAAGGAGUCUGUUUUCGAGAAUUAUUAUGUCAUCUACUCAUCUAUGAUAUACAGACAACAAGAAUCCGGUAGGGCCUGGUUCUUAGGUUUUAAUAAAGAAGGUCAAGUUAUGAAAGGAAACAGAGUGAAGAAAACAAAACCAGCAGCGCAUUUUCUACCCAAGCCAUUGGAAGUUGCCAUGUACAGAGAGCCGUCAUUGCAUGAUGUUGGAGAGACAGUGCCAAAGCCUCGUGCGACACCAAGUAAAAGCACAAGUGCAUCUGCAAUAAUGAACGGGGGCAAACCAGUCACUAAGAGUAAGACAUCAUAGCCAGACCCCCGAGGGUAUUGUGACUUACUGAGCCCUUGGCACACUUGAGCAUUUUAUCCCCGCCAGACUGUCCUAACUUCAGUGUUUGAAAAAUAUGCACUGGCUCUUUGCUGUUUCGAAACCAACGUGUUGAAGAUGGAUAAAACUCAGUGUGUAUGUCCUCCCUCCACUAGAAGACACAUGGGUAACCAGCUAAACUCAGACCAUGGAAUGCCCUACCAGAUAUGGAAUGCCUUUUUAAUAUCUUAUACGUGACUGUGACACUUCAUGUGAAUGACAUACUUCACAAGUACACUUGAUACCUUGCCUGCUGACAAUUACUCUUACCCCCUUUAGAGUCCAAUUACAGCGAAAUCCAUGUGUUUAAGUUCUAUUUUGUAGCACACAAAUAUUAAGUAAUUUAUAGUUAGACGCUGUAAAACUGCGCUAUAAUGGAUUUCUCUAACCUUUUUUACAAGGCUGCUUGCACCACUGUCUGUGACCUUUUGCAGGGAUUGCGUUCCUCUAGAACUUGAAUGUUUCAGGUGGCUUAGUUCUGAAAGCAAUCAGGGAAUCAGGAAGCCUUCAAACAGCUAUUCUAAAACAUGUCUAUAGUAAAUAGGACUUAAAUACUGGUCAAGUGUGGCAACAGAUAUUGUGCUCCGCAGGUUGGCGUUAUUUACUAGAGGGAAAUAUGUCAAACACACCCAGUGCGGGAGUAGGCUGUGACUAGUGUUUGACCCCCCUAUCCUUUCCUUUUUGUGUGUGUUUUAUACAUAUCACAGGCUUGCUGGUAAUGGUAACAUUUGCCUUGCCCAGUAAGCAAGACCCACUUGUUUUUUUAGAAAGGUGGGUCCGUAGAACUCUGUAGGCCUUGUAGGCCUGAAUUAAGGCUCAUUUUUCAUCAAUGACUCCUCAUAAUAAUAAAAAAUAAUAUUAUGAUUAACAGGUUUUCCACUACCUACAGCAAUUCUGUUUUGAAAAUUAAAGUCCUUCCUGUUUUUAACAAGCUGAAAUUAAAGUGUACCUGUCACCCGCUCUCAGAGGAGGCAGGAUUUCUGCGGGCUGACCCAAUGUUCCUGAGGAUCCAUCUAUUCGCUGGGUGCCGCAGUGAUGUCACUAGUUCAAUAGUGAAAUGACAGGCUGGUUAUUGGUUCACCUCGCAAAAGUCUGUCUCCACUUUAAGGUCAUUCCCAUCUCUGGCAGUUCCUGCAGUUUUAUUUAGCUAAGCAUGGGCACGUUGUUUGCUGUGUCCCUUUUUGCAACAGCAAUGCAAGUAGUUAAUGAACAUCACGAUUUGAUAUUUUCCUGUUUGAUAAAACUGGACAAGUACAUAAAAUAUUUUAGGUAAGCAUGCAGAGUCCAGUACUAUUACUUUCCACACUAAAUCUUACAUAAUCCAAACACAAAACCUUCAGGAACCAGAAUUUACAUGUUAAAGGUGCCUUGCUUAGGUUGUGGCAUAUUUUACACAAAGCCACUUUAUGUGGAAUCAGAACUUUCAAGUGAUUUUGAAGUCAUUAGUUGCCUAUUCCAUGUCUCUCGUGUGAAGAGUUUUUCACAAUGGCAUUGGGUUCCUCUCACCUAAUAAUUACUAAACCCUCUAAGUUGUCCACUCGAUACAAGAGAGCAGUGAUGGUGUUCUGUAUACAGUUAGUAUAGAUAGGACAUGCUUCCAUAAGAUAUGUAUACAGGACCAAAAUGAUAUUACUGUACGCCUGGACAUCUUAAGUGGAAAAAUGAUACUAUUCUGAAGCUAUUUCAUUUGGCAUAAACGGGUAAGCUUUCUUUUCUUAAAUCCCUUUGGCUGUGUCUGCUGGCAAUGUUGAAUUACAUUUCUUGUUUUUCUGUUGUCUGUUUGUGUUCAUAAUGCCCUGUAUCCGUUUAUGGGAUCAACAUAUUUGGCUUUUGACAGAUUUAUUGUGUCAGUGGCUUAAUUACAAAAUAUUCACAAUGAUUUACAUAUGAGCUGCUCCAACUGUUGAAAAGAACUGUGCUGCUAGUCUCACAACAACUACUUAUCUCUCUAAACAUUUCCAUGUUAAACCAUAACUGCUUGCCCUGCCACGAUGGCGAAGUAUAUUAGCAGACAUGAUCGAUUGUGUUCUUACAUCAGCAAAGUUAUAACAUGAGUAAUAUUGCACAACAUAUGUUUCCAUAUAACCUGUGUGGGGCUGGUGUCCCAACAUCAGACACACAUUCCCAAUUCAUUGCCAUGACAAAACUCUACAUGACAGGCUAUGCGCCUAGAAAACCAGUUGACUGGUUAAAAUCAAGGCUGAAUUUAUUUUUGUAAGUGACUACUAUGUUAUGUAUGUGUAAUACCUUUGUUAUCUACUUUGUUUAUUAUAUGUUUAUACAGGUUGUGUAUGAGAUUUUUUUCUUUUGAAUGGAUGUCCUCCAGAUUUUUUUUUCUUGUAAAAUGUUGACACAUCUUUGUUGUCUGUGUAUUUAAUUCCUUACUUUUCUUUAGUUCAAUGUCUCAUCUGUUGCAUGGGAAGAGGGUGAUGAUGAUCUGCAUGUAGUAAGCUAUGUGUAUCAAGAAAUGUUGGUAUGUAUUACUAAAUUUACAUACAUACAGUAUAUGCAAAGCGUUUGUCUGCAUUGUACAGUUUAUGUGUUUAUUAUCAUUUGUUGUAUACACAAUUGCACCGUAUUUAAUAAAAUUAUUUGUACAAUAUGAAAUAUAAACCAUUGACCAAUUUUCACACAAUAUCACAAUGAAAAAUUUCUUGCACUGUCCACAAUUUAAAGGAAGCCACAAACACAUUUUCUACAGUACUAAUACUGUUCCCGAAAACAUACCAAAGAGUGUUCUACCCAAGUGUUCACCUCUUAUGUUAUGUGUCAAGGAGAAAAUAUUAUUGUCAUUGAAAAAUGAUUAUAUAAUGAUGACAAAUGGAAACAAAUAUAAUAAGUUACAAAAUGUAUUGUCUGAAGUUCUAAAGGGUUUUUUUUUUGUAUUAACAAAUGUUAGCAUAUAUACUUCCAAAUAUGCAUGUAGAUGCACAUGUUCCAUUCCCUGAAUGCUCAUAUUUUUUUCCAAGUAUGAUCGUUUCUAACUGUAUUAUUUAAAAAACCCAUUCAAUGCAACAAGAGCCACUUUUUCCUUGCAAAUAUGUUAUAUCUGGCUUAUUGGGUAUAGAAAGGCGUGAUAUAUGUAAAAUCUUGGUUUGACAAUUUAGAAAUGAAAUGUUAUAAUUAGACAAUAAUAUUUAUUUUCUUAUUAAAUCUUUUUUCUUAUAUAUUUGCUCAAUUUUAGAAUGCUUUGGACAGUUAAGCCUAGUAAUGCUGGUCUAUCCCCAUAAGAAAUACAUAUAUUUUAAAUAUUCUAUGUUGCCCAUUUUUGGGGUUUAUUUCUUUGUUUUGCUAUUAUUACAUUCUUUAUGGAGAUCUUAAAAUUACCUAUGGGUAAUCUGUACAAUCCAUGUUAAUAAUUGCUUAAAGGAGAACCAUGCAAACAUUAAUCUUUUUUUCUGAACGUGAGUGUGUGUAUAUUCUAUAUCUAUUUCACUGGUGUUCUCUCGUGUGCAUAUGGCUGACAGGUCCCAGUGCUUGACCUUAGACAAUUCUUUAAUAAUGUGAAGAAACAGGAGCUGUUUUCUCAGCCUUGCCCUGUACCCUAACUUAUGCCUUUAGGGGUUCUCUCGUCAAUAGAACCUGCAUAGACAAUGGGGAAAAGCACAAUAGGGAGAUAGUUCUUUGAGUAAGAACAGUCAACCAAACCCUUAGGUGAAUGUGGUUUCAUACACACACGUUUUGCCACAAAUUUUAAAAAAUAACAAGUAGCAACUGAUUUAUAAAACAUGGAACACAUAAAGUUAUUUAGUAAGGCAACAGAUAAAAAGAAUGAAAUAAAACAACCACCCCAAUAAGUGGGGGAUAUUGCAUUCAAAUAUUUAUCUUGAAGGGUGUUCUCCUUUAAGUAUAUAUAUAUAUAUAUAUAUUUAUAUGUUUUAUUUUUAUUAAUUCUGCCUCCAGUCAGUUAAUUAAUCUAACACUCGUUAUUAUGCAGAAACCCUUAGCCAUAAAGUUGAUUGUUUUUACUUUAUGUAUUUAUACACUGCAAAGCACACAGUCGGUAGUUCAUUGAUUGUCAUUGUAACAGUUCUCCCAUUACUAUAAAUGAAAAGAUGUAAUAUGAGUAUGUCAGAAUAUGAGAUCACCAAUAAAAGUGGAGCUUAAUGACAGGACACAAUGCCUUUGGCUGAAUGGCCUACCCUUAUUCCUAGCAGGCUGUGUAUGGUAUUGCUUGUUAUUUAGAAGGACAAUGCCACUUCCUUGCUGUAGAACAUAUAUAUAUAUAGUACACAAAAUAGCUUAAGGGGAAGGAGAUAAAUGACACACACAGGGUAUUUCAUGAAAGUAAUUGUUUUUGCUUUACCAUAUUCCUGUGUAACAGAUAAUUAGCAAAAAAUAGCAUGACCCUACUGGCCUGUGUCGUUAAGCAAAAAACCUACAUUUGAAAUUACUGUACAUAGGGGGAGAUUUAUCAAAGCUUGGAGAGAAAGAUAAGGUGGAGAGAGAUAAAGUACCAGCCAAUCGGCUUCUAAGUGUCAUUUUUCAAACACAGCCUGUAAAAUGAUUGGCUGGUACAUUAUCUCGCUCAACUUUAUCACUCUCCAAGGCUUAGUACAUCUCUCCCUCAGCCUGUAAAAAGACAGAAGCUGAUUGGUUAGUACUCUCUCUACACUUUAUGCCUCUCCAAGCUUUGAUAAAUCUCCCCCCAAAUGUAAGUUUGCCCCAGAAUGCUUUAAGACUAAAAUUGGGCAGCACCUGGCACUUCAGGGCUGUUGGGAAACACAGAAAAGACUAAACUGUCAAACGUUUUCCAUCCAUGUUCCAGAUGAUAAUAUCGCCUCCAUAUAAUGACUCCCAUAUUGUAUUAUUGUAUGUAUAACAUUGCCUUAAGGUGUCAUAUGUAUUAGCAAUUAUAAAAAUGACAAUACUAGCAAGUGUACUUGAUAAUUCUCUGUAACAAGGUACAUGGGAAUGGUCGGAGGACUAAUCUUAACUCUGUCUUUUAACUCCCCUUUUUUCCACCACUGACAUCUUAAUUGCUUUGUUAAUGUACUGUCCAUUGUUUGAAAUGUUGUCAUGUUUUACAAUUCAAUAAACAUUCAUUUUUCUAUAAAAGUAAA